AUGGGGGAAUACAAGACUCACCAAGUCUACUUCAUCGACUUCUUCGGACAAAACCUUGACGUCACUCAAACCGACACUCCCUCCAUCAUCAGACGAUGGAUCCACAACGAAGUCUACCUUCACCGUCGUUCACGCGCUUCUCACCCUGUCGUCGUUGGAGUCGGCGUGCAGUGGACACCGUCAUGGUACUUCUCACCACCUGCGCACGACCGUGCAGCGGACACUCUCCAGCUAUGCGUGGGAACAUCAAUUCUCAUCGUCCAGCUCUCGUACUGUAACCGUCUUCCCCUUGUCCUUCGACGUUUCCUCACGAAUCCCGACACGACUUUUGUCGGGUUUUGGAACAGUCAAGACGCGAGAAAGCUUGAGAUGAGUAGACAUCAGUUGGAGAUUGGAGAGCUUCUUGAUGUGAGGAAGUACGUGGCGGAUUCGGAAGGUAGGAGUAUGAGAGGUCGUUCGUUUGAGAAGAUUGUUGAGGAAUGUAUGGGGCUUGAAGGAGUGAAGCUUGAGCGGAAGAUAAGUAAGAGUGAUUGGAGUGUUGACUACCUUAGUAAAGAACAGAUUAUUCAGGUGUCGGUGGAUGCUUAUGUUUCUUGUAAGCUCGGUGUUGAUUCUCGUCUAUGGCAAGUUUAA
Messenger RNA from Eruca vesicaria subsp. sativa (arugula), 633 nucleotides. Lineage: Eukaryota; Viridiplantae; Streptophyta; Magnoliopsida; Brassicales; Brassicaceae. The record is from the annotation of a GenBank genome assembly.